Molecule: messenger RNA, 1174 nt
Organism: Cuscuta campestris
Lineage: Eukaryota; Viridiplantae; Streptophyta; Magnoliopsida; Solanales; Convolvulaceae
Source: the annotation of a GenBank genome assembly
UGUUAGCUCCUCCGGCCUUCUUCCAGUUCGACUGUUCACCUUUCUUCUUCACGCAGCCAAUCUAAGGUAUUUCUCUUUUCUGCGUUCCAUCUCUCAGGCUUCUCUGCUUCAACUCCCAACCCUAUCAACAAUUCUCGAACAGAAAUUGUUCUCUCGUUUCAAUCCUCCAGAUAGAAACACAAUUAGGAGAUGACAUUUUGUUUUUAUCACUAAUGAGUUCUUAGAUUUUGGGAAUUCCAAAUCUGAUCAGAUCAGGGCUAUAUUUUCGAAAUUGCGUAUGAAAUACCGCUCCGGGAUCUUCUUUUCGCGUCUUUGCAAGAGUAAUGGCUGGGAAGGUAGUAAAAUCUGUAGCAAAAGCAGUUUCAGAGUACCAAUACCCAUUGCAAGAGAAGAUGGCAAAGUACAAGAAUGAACUGUCAAAGGGUGUUUGGGGCUAUUGGGAACUUGGAGCAUGGAAACCGCUAGGCAUCAGUGCUCGUAGGCGGGCCCGGCUUCGCAAAGAAGUUCUACUUGCCGGGCAGGACUGGGCUUUUGAUCCAGAAAGGAAGGAAAUGAGAAAGAAGCAGAAAGGGCACAAAUGUGACAGAAUUGCAGCGGAGAAGCGAGCAAAGACAGCUGAACUAAUGCAGCAAAUGCCCAAAAUGUUGGCAGAUUAUAGGAAAAGAAGAUGGGAGAGGAAGAUGAAAGCCGAUGAGGAUGCCGCUAGGAAAGCCCUGCAAGAGUAAGCUCACACCAUUUUCUAGUCUAGUCGGGACGAGCGGAUGAGUAACGAUUAUGAAACCAAAUAAUGUUUUGAGUCGCGCUAGGGUAACCCCAACAUUUUGGGGUUACCGUGGCCCCAAACUUUGCACAGACAGUAAAUGUCCAUGCAACACCGACAGUUAUUGUCAGUCUGAAGCUUGGGGGUCAUGGUAACCCUAAAAUGUAGGGGUUACCCUAGCUUUAUUCUGAUGUUUUUGCAUCAUCCACUUUGUUUUCUGUUAUUUUAUGCCCUCACUGACAUGGUUGAGGAUGAUUUGCCUACUGUGUACUGAAAUUCUUGAGCCCUUGGGUUCAAGGAAUGCCCUAUUAAUAUAGGGAAUGUCAGAUUCUUGGAGACACUGGAUCACUGAAUCAGUGGAAUGUGUUCAAAAUGUCCUAUUAUUCACAUGUUGAUUAAAAGCACCCCUAUUUU